AUGUCGAAAAAGAGGCAAUAUGAUAGUAGUUAUAUUAAAUAUGGAUUCACUGAAAUUGAAAUAAAUCGAGAAAUAAGAUCUCAGUGUGUGAUAUGUACUGUUGUACUUAGUAAUGAUGCUUUGAAACAAGCAAAGCUUCAGCGGCAUUUGCAUAAAGUUCAUCCUACUCUCAAAGACCGACCUCCCGAAUUUUUUGAAAGAAAAUGUAAAAGCCUAAAGAAAAUGAAACUCGGACCAAGUGGGGCAAGUGUCGCAUCGUCUCAACAAGUACUAAUUGCAUCAAUUGAAAUCUCACAACUGAGUUACUAA
Messenger RNA from Daktulosphaira vitifoliae (grape phylloxera), 309 nucleotides. Its product is annotated as protein FAM200B-like. Lineage: Eukaryota; Metazoa; Arthropoda; Insecta; Hemiptera; Phylloxeridae. The coding region runs from base 1 to 309 and encodes 102 amino acids. The record is from RefSeq and is a predicted model, not a curated record. The transcript has a single exon.